Solanum pennellii is the source of this 768-nucleotide messenger RNA. RefSeq lists its product as uncharacterized. The record is from RefSeq and is a predicted model, not a curated record. Bases 1 to 768 code for a protein of 255 amino acids. Gene Ontology annotation, molecular function: protein dimerization activity. Lineage: Eukaryota; Viridiplantae; Streptophyta; Magnoliopsida; Solanales; Solanaceae. The transcript has a single exon.
AUGGAUCAAGAUAUUGUCAAUGCUAUGGGAUUUCUUGCUCUUACAAAGCAAAGAUUACAAAAUAUAAGGGAUAAUGAAUUCGAAUCAUUAAUGGAUGAUGUCUCUUCCUUUUGUGAUAAACAUGAUAUAGUCAUUCUGGAGAUGAAUGCUAGCUACUUUCCUGGAAAGUCAAAGCGUAAAGCUCUUAAUGUUACAUAUUCUCAUCAUUUGCGUGUUGAAAUAUUUUAUGUUGUUAUUGAUUUGCAUCUUCAAGAGCUUAAUAAUCGUUUUGAUGCUGUGAGUACUGACUUACUUCUCGGUAUGGCUAGUUUGAAUCCAGUUAAUUCAUUCGGUAGUUUUUAUAAAGGCAAUAUAAUGAGGUUGGCUGAAUAUUAUAUGAAUGAGUUUGACAGUAACAAGCUUCGGGAUCUCAGUUUUCAGCUUGAUAGCUUUAUAGUUUAUGCUCGUGGUUCUGAUGAGAGGUUCUUCAACUUGAAGGGAAUUAGUGAUCUUGCUAAAGUAUUGAUCAAGUCAGAUCUACAUCAAACUUGGCCACUUGUUUAUUUACUUAUCAAGUUGACUCUCAUUCUUCCCGUUGCUACUGCUUCUGUGGAACGAGCUUUCUCAUCCAUGAAGUACAUUAAAAAUGAACUCCGUAAUAGUAUUGGUGAUGAAUUUUUGAAUGGUUGUUUAGUUUGCUAUGUAGAGCGUAAGAUAUUUGCAAAUGUAAGUAAUGAUGCAAUUAUUUAUCGUUUUAAACAUAUGAAAAGUCGUCGAGCACAAUUCUGA